Molecule: messenger RNA, 321 nt
Organism: Rotaria sordida
Lineage: Eukaryota; Metazoa; Rotifera; Eurotatoria; Philodinida; Philodinidae
Source: the annotation of a GenBank genome assembly
AUGAAGUCGAAUGUAGUAUAUUAUGUUAAAUGUAAUGACUGUGAACAUUCUUAUAUUGGCAAGACUGAACGUCAAUGUAUACGAAGAUUAAAUGAACAUGGUGCACCAAAAACAGCCUAUCAACAACAAUGCAACCAUGUGAGUGAUGAUCUUAAUCAUAACAGCAACAUCCAAGAAUUAAGAAGAUCAUCACGAAUAAGAAACAAAACAACAAUAACAAAUGACAACAGCAGCGAUAAGAAGAUUGAUAAGUCAUCAAUUCAUCAACAUGAAAAAGAAACAGGUCAUCGAAUGAACUGGAGUAAUUUUCAAAUAGUAUGA